UAUUAUUUGGCUUAGAUUAUGUGCAGUGUCCAACAUACAAAUCCUUGUGUAUGAGCUGUUAUAAGAAUGAUAACUAAUUAGAAUGAGCAUAUCAAUAUAUCACUCAGAUCUGUGUUAUUACAGAAAUUUAAUCAGCACCUGAUUAGAGAACCACUGCGAGUGCCUGCCAAAUGACUAAAUGUAAAUGUAGACUAAAAAGCACACUGUCUACUGAGAGGGUAAUGUUUUUGUUUUUUUAAAGGGGGGGGGGAUAAAGCUUGUUUGCUGCAACAACAAAAAAGGCUGCAAAACGUUUGCAAAUGGAGACGGAGUAUUUGAGCCUUGGGUCACUGAAAGAGGGCAUCCCGGAAGACUCGGACUCACUGGCAUCAAUGGGCUCUUGCCAGCUCCUCGCAUCUUUGGUCCUGUCUGUAUGCUGUCAUGUAUUGUCCACUACAGCAUGGUCAGUGAAUAACUUCCUGAUGACAGGACCCAAGGCAUAUCUUAUGUAUGCAAGUAGCGUGCAAGCAGGAGCACAGCGCGGCAUUGAGGAGUGUAAAUACCAGUUUGCAUGGGACAGGUGGAACUGUCCGGAGAGCGAAUUACAACUGUCAACGCAUAAGCGAAGCGCAACCAAAGAAACGGCUUUUGUACAUGCCAUAAGUGCGGCUGGAGUUAUGUAUGCAUUGACCAAGAACUGCAGCAUGGGAGACUUCGAUAACUGUGGCUGUGAUGAGUCAAAAACUGGGGAAAAUGGAGGUCGAGGUUGGAUUUGGGGUGGAUGCAGUGAUAAUGCUGACUUCGGGGAGAGCAUUUCUAAGCAGUUUGUAGAUGCGCUGGAAAAUGGGCACGAUUCACGCGCUGCCGUAAACCGUCAUAACACCGAGGCUGGCAGACUUGCUAUUAAAGCGACGAUGACUAGAUCAUGCAAGUGUCACGGCGUGUCAGGAAGCUGCAGCGUUCAAACGUGUUGGAUGCAACUGUCUGACUUCAGGGACGUUGGUAACUACCUGAAAAUCAAAUAUGACCAGGCACAGAAGCUUGAGUUGGACCAGCGACGCAUGCGCGCUGGGAACAGUGCUGAGAACUGCGGCUCAAUCGCAGACACUUACAGCAGCAUCGCGCGCACCGAGCUCAUUCACCUAGAGGACUCCCCAGAUUACUGCGUGAAAAAUCUAAGCCUCGGACUGCACGGGACUGAAGGCAGGGAGUGUGUGCAGAGUGGCAAUAAAUUGUCGCAGUUUGAAAAGCGAAGCUGCAGAAGGCUGUGCCACGAAUGUGGCUUAAAAGUAGAGGAAAGGAGGAUAGAGAUCGUGAGUAGCUGUAAUUGCAAAUUCCACUGGUGCUGUACGGUGAAGUGUGAGAAGUGCACACAAUUCGUAACAAAACACAUCUGUGCUAAAAGGAACAGUCGGUCACAUAAUGGUUCACGAAGGAGGCAGCGUGUACGUAGUUAAUCCCCCUUACCAUCUAUAAAAUCCAAAGUGUAAAUUUGUCAUAUUGACGAUUAUUUUAAAGCUGACAUCAAGAAAAUGAAAUUACUAACUCUGAAUAAUUACAAGUACUUAUGUUCUAUAUGUGCACUUUUUGUUCUUACCGAUUUGGUUGCUAUACCUUCAAUAAUUGUUCCUUAUUUUGAACACAAACGUCUUAAUUUCCUGACACAUAUUGCUUGUCAAUGUUUACUGCACAAAGGGUUAAAUGUUUUCGUCUCUUUUUGUCUUUAAGUGUAAAUGAUAUUUUAAAUUCAGAAAGCAUUAAAUAUUUCGGACAUAAUAUUAUUUUGUGUGGAGUUUUUUUAUUAUUAUUAUUUGAUUUUAUUCUGAACUACAAAAAAAAAGUUUAUUGGAUGUAAAGUGUAUUGGAGCACGGUUUAAACCUUCAUCAGAGUCCCUGGAUCAAUGCAUUA
Messenger RNA from Ictalurus furcatus (blue catfish), 1888 nucleotides. RefSeq names its product protein Wnt-8a-like. The record is from RefSeq and is a predicted model, not a curated record. Gene Ontology annotation, biological process: neuron differentiation; multicellular organism development; canonical Wnt signaling pathway. Gene Ontology annotation, molecular function: frizzled binding; cytokine activity. Lineage: Eukaryota; Metazoa; Chordata; Actinopteri; Siluriformes; Ictaluridae. The coding region runs from base 300 to 1436 and encodes 378 amino acids. The transcript is spliced from 7 exons. Gene Ontology annotation, cellular component: extracellular region.